AUGGAAACGCAGAAGGGUGAACAGCCAUCUGUCGAGAAGCCUGUGAAGAAGAGGAGCGAUGGCUCGAAGAAGCCCCAGGCCACAUUGCCUUCUAGUAAACGGGUGAAGUCUACCUCUGAUGAACGCCUCCUACACCGCCCAAAAGCCCAGGUCACAUUACCUCCGGCUGUGGAAGAAACGGAGCCGCUCCAGAAGCUGUACAAUCUCCUGGAAGCCAAGGAGUUUAAGACACGGAUGGAAGGAGUGGCACUCCUCCUAGACCUGUGCAAAAGCAGCCCCCAGCUCGUCUCCACUAACACUGUCCAAAUUUUUGAUUAUUUUGUCCCGAGACUUGGUGAUACGCACAAGAAAGUGAAGCAGAAGGCGCUGGACGUGCUGGCUGAAAUCAUAGGCAUCCUGAAAGAUGGCUUAAACCCGGUGAUCAUCUGUUUGGUUGAAGGAAUAACAAACAACCUAAACUCAAAGGACCCCGGGGUUUAUGCCGCAGCUGUGAAAGCGCUGGAAGAAUCCAUGGCUCACUUAGAUAAAGUAUCCCUGAUGAAAGAGUUCAGCCACCGCAGGAGUGAACUGAAGGGCCAAGCUCUGCUGGAUGUCACGGAGCAUCUCUCAGGUAUGGCCUCCCCUUCUAAGGCAAGAGGUCUUCCGAGGCAGAAUUUACAGGGAAUGCCAGUGAAUAGACACUAGAGUGGCUCCUCCAAAUCAGGAGGUGCUGAGCUUGUCCCUCCUGCCCAAUACCCAUGGAAGGUGUAUUGGGCAGGUUUUCCCUGGCUGCUGCAGAGGUGUGCAGCAUCUGAGAUGGGGGCGGCACUCGGCCUCGGGGCUGAGCUCUC
This is a messenger RNA of Corvus hawaiiensis (hawaiian crow), 830 nucleotides long. RefSeq names its product TOG array regulator of axonemal microtubules protein 2-like. Gene Ontology annotation, biological process: microtubule cytoskeleton organization. The record is from RefSeq and is a predicted model, not a curated record. The transcript is spliced from 4 exons. Bases 1 to 684 code for a protein of 227 amino acids. Gene Ontology annotation, cellular component: cilium; cytoplasmic microtubule. Lineage: Eukaryota; Metazoa; Chordata; Aves; Passeriformes; Corvidae. Gene Ontology annotation, molecular function: microtubule binding.